Molecule: messenger RNA, 2609 nt
Organism: Tachysurus vachellii
Lineage: Eukaryota; Metazoa; Chordata; Actinopteri; Siluriformes; Bagridae
Gene: ndc80
Product: NDC80 kinetochore complex component
Exons: 17
Coding region: 534-2444 (636 amino acids)
Biological process (GO): attachment of mitotic spindle microtubules to kinetochore
Cellular component (GO): Ndc80 complex
Source: RefSeq, a predicted model, not a curated record
UAAAAGCACAUUUAAUCGUUUUAUGCAGAAUAUUACGAACUAGUAGAUCGUUUAAGCAGUUAAUUAACGUUAGUUAAGGUUCCUGUGUGUACUCUUGCUGUUUACUAGCGCUAGCAUAGUUAGCUACUUUCAAAACUUUCUCAUGCAGAUGAAUAACCUGCAUUUUAAAAACGAGUUUUUCUUUCUGUGUUAGUAUCGUACACAUUUAAUUAAGCUAGAUGUGUCCUCAUGUGCUAGCUGGACGACUUGGUUAGUCCCGUAUAUGGAGGUGUAAUGAGACAAAGCAGCUGGGUUAAAAGCUAAUAUUUCAGCAGAAUAGUUCAUCUGUGGGCCAGUGCGGUUAUAGAAUAUCCUCUUUACACGUAUUAAAGACAAGAAAAGAUCAAUUUACUGUACAUGAUGCUUUGUUUUUUAAUAAAAUUGUCACUGGUCUUGAUUUAACUGUUUUAUAGUGUUAUGGUAGGGUUUCUAGCCUAGAUGACAAUACAUGAUGCGAUGUGGUAUGGAAAAUUGUAAACUCUUGUACUGUCAACAUGAGCCGAAGACCAAGCAGCAGAUAUUCUGAGAUGCCAAUGCGCGUGACAGACAGCAGGAUGAGUAUGGCGAAUGCCACUCCACAGAGCAACAAUGUAUUUGGCAAGCUGAACAUCCCAAAGCCUCAGUCUAGCACCUCAGAGAGGAGGACCAGCUUUUUUGGGAAAGGAGCUGGUACAGGGGCAGGUGGGCAGAGAAACAGCAUGUUUGGGGCUUAUGGAGGUCCAGAGAAGAUGAAGGACCCCCGACCGCUUCAUGACAAAGCCUUUGUUCAGCAGUGUAUCAAGCAGCUUUGUGAGUUCCUUGGAGAUAACGGAUUCCCGGCUACAAUCACGGUUAAAUCUCUCCAGUCACCUUCCACCAAAGAGUUCCUGAAGAUCUUUGAGUUUAUCUACAGUUUGUUGGACCCCACCUUUCAGAUGCCCACAACCAAGGUUGAAGAGGAAAUCCCUAGGAUGUUGAGAGAUUUGGGGUACCCAUUUCCACUAUCAAAAAGCUCCAUGUACUCCAUCGGGGCUCCACAUACGUGGCCUCAGGCUCUGGGCGCACUCAUCUGGCUCAUUGACACAGUUAGGAGCUUUAACAGUAUGAAAGGUCAGGACAUGCUGUUUGGAGAUUUCUCAGAUGGCUUCACUGAGCUGGAGGAUGGAAUGGAGUACAACAAGCUCUUUUUAGAAUACUGCUCUAAGACUUACAAUAAGUUUAUGCAAGGAGCAGAUACCUUUGAGGAUGAGGACACAGACUACCUCAGUCAUCUGAAGAGGCUGUAUAAUGUUGAUGAGGCUCUACUGGAUUCACAACUGGAGAAACAUAGACUGUUGAUGUCUGAGGUGGAAAGGCUUGAGAAAGAAAGUCAUACUGAUCGGUUAAUGGGACAAAGGACUGAGAAACUUAAGUUACAGACUGACCUACAAAAGCUGCAGAGCUACCGUACUCACAUGGAGUCUUUUAAAACCCACCAGCAAAAUAAGGCUACAGCACUGUCUGAUGAGCUGGAGGCUGCAAAUCUUCAACUAGAGAGUCUAAAGAGGGAGCAGGCUAGGCUCCAGCACAUUCUGGAGAAUCAGAAGUUCACUCCAGCCGAUAUUGAGCGCAUCAACAGAGAAAGGAAUGAGCUACAGCAGAAUGUGAACACCCUGAGCCGCAGUCUUGAGGAGGCCCAGCAACUGGCCUGGAAUGAGGAAAUCACCUUGGCCAAAACUAAGGAGAGGGCUGAGGUAAAGUUGGCAGAGUACCACAAACUGGCACGAAUGCUAAAGCUCAUCCCCCAGUCUGCUGAGAAUGCUUGUGGCCAUGACUUUGAGAUCAAAACAGUCAGCGACUAUGGCCCAAGCACUGCCACACAAAUCAGGACUCAGAUACAGAAUCCUCUUAAAAACAUGCUGGUGGAUGUAGAGGAGGAGUUCAGCAAUAUGACUAAUAUGAAGCUGAGCCUUGAAGAGACAGUGGAACAGAUAAAGUCCAACAUUUCUGAGAAGUUAAAUGACAUGAAGCAGCUAAAGGAGCAGAUUCGCAGACUGGAUGAGCAGAUGGAACGUGAUAUGCAGGAUAUGGCUCUUGAUGAAGAAAAGUGGUCAGCGGAUGUGGAUUCUGCUGAAAGUCACAAGAAGCUUCUAGAAAAGAAAGUCAUGGAUGGACACGAGGUGGCUGAAGAGCAGCUAAAAGCAGCUCAACAACAGUACCAUCUUGUUCUUCAGGAAACCAAAGAAGAAAGUCGCAUGGUGGCAAACAAUCUGACAAAUGUUAUCAGUGCUGCAGUCAGCCACUUGGCUAUAGUUGAGAAACACUGUGGCGACCAAGUUAAAAAGAUGGAUAAGAUGAAUGAAAUUAUCCGUGAAGACCAAGCAGAUCUUCAGCAGCUGAAGGAAAUGGUUGAAAAUUUUGUUGCUAGAGCAAAUGGCCUUCAAUAACUGAAUUGGAAACAAAUUUGUAAAUAGUUUUGUAUUAAUAGUUUGUGUUAUUGUUAAAGGAAAAUAUUGUAUGUUUGCCUUGAAAAACAGUGUAUGUAUUUCUUUUUUUUAAAUACAAUGUCCUCUGUUAAAAAUAAAAUAAACAUGUUGCUCUAAUUAUUAGAA